AAAAACAAGCGAACGUAUUUUACGACCGCUGUUUGAUAACUAAAAUUUCUCACGAUAUAAAAAGCAGCUCAUUUCUAUGACAUGUUUUAGUAGAAUUUUAGAUUUCAGGGGUUCAUGUUAUUUUUCCCUCAGGAAGGUGUUUUAAAUAUCAAGCGUGAUGAAUGUGAAAAAACAUCGGAAACCGAACAAAAUACCACCACAUCAAGGAAGUGCGAAAAAGUUGUUUAAGGACCCGUUGAUAGAGGGAGUUCGCUGGAUAGAACGGUAUGGCUCAACGAUUGAUAAGUUCUGGAGUACUCUACCAGAAUAUAUUCGUAACUCUCUGGCGACGAUGGCAAUAUUUCUGAUGGCUUCCAGUAUAAAAGGUGAUUGGAUUGCGAUUGUAGUACAUUUGGUCAAGCACUUCAACGGGGCAGACGAGUCGAGUGGCGGUGACCAAGCGCCAAAUAAUACCAUUGUCCGGGAGAAUGGAACAGAUGGCACUAGGGCGCACGAUGUACUCGAGUAUUUGAACCUGAAAGGCUUGCCGCAUUACCUCAGCUUGGCAAUCACGGGUUCGUUCAUAAUCUAUUUUGGAGUCGGCGGGUUCAUUCACUGGUAUUACUAUGUCAACAAACGUGACCGACCUCAUGAAUGGAAAUGCCAACCAGAGAAAUUUUUAUCACCUGAGCUUGAACUGCAUGAGAUUUUCGUGGGAGGAUUUUCGAUGCUGUUAAUGAGCUGCUUGAGUGGAAUUCUCUCAUGCUACGCAAUGAACAAUGGAAGGCUACUUACCUUAUAUUAUCGUUGGGAUGAGUACGGCUGGUGGUGGUUCUUUACCCAGAUAGUUGUAAUAUUCUUGUAUCAGGAUUACCUAACAUACUGGUUACAUCGUAUUUAUCAUUGGCCAUUUCUCUACAAGCACUUUCACAAACUGCAUCACACCUAUAAACAGCCAACUGCUUUCUCAGUAACUGCGAUUCAUCCUGUCGAAAUCUUACACGUGCAGUUAACAAUGCUGCUGCCAAUCUUCACUAUUCCUACACAUUGGGCGGCUUUCUACUUCGUCGAAAUUUAUACCUACGCACACGGAAUCCUUAAUCACAGUGGAGUGAAUAUCAAAUCUUUUUGGUGGCAGCCGUGGCAACCGGAUACAAUGUUCCACGAUAAUCAUCAUCAGUAUUUCCACGUAAACUUCGGCUUCAACAUUGGACUGUGGGACGUCAUACAUGGUACCUAUCGAAGGAAGGACCGUGUGUAUUCUGAGGAGAUUUUCGGUGGAAGAGGAAAGAACUUCAAGGAUGUUAGCCAGCAAGAGCUUGAGAAAGACAUCGCUGAACGGAAGCUAGAGAAUCCCAAUGCAUACCGGAAUAAUGUACACGAGUACGAUCUCGAUGAAAAGGAAAUCAAUGAUCUGAUAGGGCCAUCGAAAAAGAUAAAGUCUAGUUGACCAUACCAAUAUUUAUAGGUGCAUAAAAUUAUUCGAAAAUAAGUUUUAAAGUUAUUAACCUUCGAUAGAUUAUUAUAUAUCUAUCGCAUGCUACUCAUUUCUAGGUGUUUCGUGUAAUAUAACACUAUUAUUCCAACUUUCUAAAAUAAAUAAGCUGUU
This is a messenger RNA of Aedes albopictus (Asian tiger mosquito), 1588 nucleotides long. RefSeq lists its product as uncharacterized. The coding region runs from base 158 to 1429 and encodes 423 amino acids. The record is from RefSeq and is a predicted model, not a curated record. Lineage: Eukaryota; Metazoa; Arthropoda; Insecta; Diptera; Culicidae. Gene Ontology annotation, molecular function: C-5 sterol desaturase activity; iron ion binding. The transcript is spliced from 6 exons. Gene Ontology annotation, cellular component: membrane.